Messenger RNA from Aspergillus thermomutatus, 279 nucleotides. RefSeq names its product ATP synthase subunit e. The coding region runs from base 1 to 279 and encodes 92 amino acids. Gene Ontology annotation, biological process: proton motive force-driven ATP synthesis. Gene Ontology annotation, molecular function: proton transmembrane transporter activity. NCBI's taxonomy places the organism in Eukaryota, Fungi, Ascomycota, Eurotiomycetes, Eurotiales, Aspergillaceae. The transcript has 3 exons. The record is from RefSeq and is a predicted model, not a curated record.
AUGGCCUCACAAGGUGUUAACGUUCUGCGCUAUUCGGCUCUCGUUGCCGGUCUCAUUUAUGGCGUCUACCACCAGAACUCGAUCACAGCUCAAGCCAAGCAAGCAGAGGCCGACCGUGAAUAUGCUCGAAAGGAACGCUUGAUUCAGCAGGCCAAGGCGGAGUGGAAGAAGAAGACGGCACCCAAGGACACCAAGACAGACAGUGGGGUCAUUACGGAUCCCGAAGACAGCCGGUUCGAUCUGGAGGCCUUCCUGAAGAUGAAGGCCGGGGAGCAAUAG